Spodoptera exigua (beet armyworm) is the source of this 894-nucleotide messenger RNA. NCBI's taxonomy places the organism in Eukaryota, Metazoa, Arthropoda, Insecta, Lepidoptera, Noctuidae. The record is from the annotation of a GenBank genome assembly.
AUUAGACGUCGCCUCGAUAGCCGCUAUCAUUGCUAUCACGGCUAUCAGGGCUAUCAUUGCCGAAACUAUCGCGAGUGGAUAGUUAUCACACAGAGUCUCCGGUUGACAGACGUGUUCACAAAGACUCAAGAAUGAGUGAAGUGAAGCGCUACACAUUCGCGGAGGUGUCCUCACGCGACGGCAGCAACGGCCAGCCGCUGUGGAUCGUCUACAAGGACUCUGUGUAUGAUCUCACCAAGUACAUCGACGAGCACCCGGGCGGCACGGACACGAUACUGGAGGAUGCUGGGAAAGACGCGUCGCGCUCGUUCGAUGACGUCGGCCACUCGUCCGACGCGCGCCAGAUCCUCGUCAAAUAUAAGAUCGGAGAGAUUGUUGAGGAAGAGAAACGAUACGAUGCCAAUGGUAAGAAGAAGAAGCGGGUGGUGGCUGCGAAACCUGAUGACAAGCCGACCACCAGGAGCUGCUUCAACAUCAUCACCUGCGGCCUACUGGGCUGACCGAGUCAUCACAACGGCCGUACUUAUCUAUAGACGACAGCAACUCUAACCUUCCUAGUCUCUUAGUCUUUUAUAGAUUUUUGAUAAAGGUAAAUCUAUCGAUGAUAGCCUUAGGUAUAAAAAUGACAAACGCACGACUGUUUCUACAUACCUACAUAUUUAAUUAUUUUUACAAUAUUAUUAAGUGUGGGAGAGUCAAGCUCGAAUGGGCUGACUCGAUCGGAGUGAUACCACGGCUUCACAGAAAACCGGCGUGAAGCAACACUUACGUUGUUUUUAGUUUCGUAAACCCCCAACAACACGAAAGAGGCCGGCAACGCACUUGUAGUAAGUCCUUUGGUAUUACUAGUGUAGUGUUCAUGGGCGACACCGAAUGCUUACCAUCAGGUAAUUA